This is a messenger RNA of Scatophagus argus, 2831 nucleotides long. RefSeq names its product perforin-1-like. The record is from RefSeq and is a predicted model, not a curated record. Lineage: Eukaryota; Metazoa; Chordata; Actinopteri; Scatophagidae. The transcript is spliced from 9 exons. Bases 182 to 1816 code for a protein of 544 amino acids.
UCCCCCAAACCGAACUUGAAGGGAAGUCCAUUCUCUUUUCAGUUUUUACUAUCCUUAUCACCUAUCAUCUUAUCUCUGAACAAAUAACAUAGACUCUCUCCCUUGUUGAUUCUGAUUUUGAUGACUGGAAGUGGAGCAGCAACAUCAUCAUUUUGGGCACAGUGUCUCUUUGACUCCAACUAUGACCUUUUUAACCCCACCCCCUCUCCACCUGAGUGUCCUCCUCCUCUUUCUGUCCUCCCACUCCCCUGUUCUCUCCUGUAGGACUGGGAAUCGCACAGAAUGUGAGUCUGCUCCCUUUGUGCCAGGCCACAACCUGGUGGGGGAGGGCUUUGAUGUGGUCACCCUGCAGCGUAAAGGAGCCUACAUGAUUGACAUGAAGACUUUCCUCACUCCAAAAGACACCUGUACUCUCUGCUCCAACCCUCUUCAAGAUGAUAACCUGCAGAAACUGCCAAUCUCUGCAACAGACUGGCGUGCGCUCAGCCGAUGCAAUGCUGACAUCUACAGCAGUGCACACACCUCUGUUAGCUCAUUGAUUGACACUUACAAUACCCAGGAUAGUGAAGACUGGAAGGUUGGGCUCAAUAUAGAUAAGUUUGUGUCUGCCAACCUGGAGGUGGGAGGAACACGCUCCACUGCGUAUCAGUUUGCCACAGAAAGGACCAGAGAGGAUCGCUACUCCUUCAGCAUUCACAGGGUCACCUGCAGCCAUUAUCGUUACCGUGUGUCAGGCAGGCCGCCCCUCAGCUCUGAGUUCAGGAAGGACUUGGCCAGGCUGCCAAAUCACUACAACUCGUCCACCAAGGCUCAGUACAGUGAGCUCAUACAUACCUACGGCACACACUACAUCCGACAGGUUACCACACACACACCAUUUCAAUUUCCUCAUUUCACAAGUAAAAAAAUACCAUUUUGUACAACAAAACAGCUACACUGUUUUUCUUUCCAGGUUUAUCUUGGUGGGCGACUCAGGCGUGUCACAGCUACUCGUGUCUGUUUGUCCUCGCUGAAUGGGCUCUCCUCAAGCGAGGUCCACUCCUGCUUAUCGCUGGGUGUCUCCGUAGGUCUUGGGAAAGUGAAAUUAUCCAGUUCCCAGCAGUCUUGUAACAAAGUCCUACAGAACCAGGACACCUCCAACUCAUACAGCUCUGGUCUCCACCAACACUAUACAGAGGUGGCAGGAGGCACUGGUUGGAUGGGGGAGUUUUCAAUCGCUCAUAAUGACUCCCAGGGUUACAUGAAUUGGCUCAGCACUCUUAAGGACCACCCGGAUAUCGUUUCAUACUCCCUUAGGCCAAUGUAUGAGCUGGUGCCCAAUGGGACACAGAAGACAGGGAUGAUGGCUGCCAUCGAGCAGUACUUAGAAGACAAUGCUGUGAAAAUCUCGCCCAAAGUACCAGACUGUGGGAGGUCCAGCUGCUGUCCUCAAGCGGCCUCAAGGGGAACAUUGGUGGUGACCAUCAUCAGAGGCUGGAAUCUAAAAGGAGAUCUAACGGGCAGGACUGAUAGCUAUGCCAAGAUGUGGUACGGUUCCAUCUAUCAUAGGACUCAUAUGAUACGCUCAAACGAUCCCUGGUGGAACGCUCGCUAUAAUCUGGGGAAGGUGGACACACACUUGGACUUGAAGGUUGAGGCUUGGGAUGAGGACUUGAAUUAUGAUGACCUUCUGGGAUCAUGUACCUGGACUCUGAGCCAGGGGACACGCAGAUUAACCUGUCCAGCCAAGAGAGGCGGCUUUGAGAUCGAGUACACACUGACCUGCGACCCAUAUCUGACUGGAGACAGGUGUAACCGGUACAAACCAUCUCCAUAGUGACAAAACCAUUCUGAGGCCACAAUAUUCACAAAUGCUGCUUGCUUUUCUCUAAUAUUCACCUAAAAUCAUAGAAAAUACCAAGAUUAAAAAUUAUUUUCUAAAUGUUCAAGAUGAAUUUGUCAUAUUGCAGAAGACUGUAGAAUGAAAUUCCACUGAGAUAAAUAAUAAAUAGUAGAAAAUGUAAAAUGUAGAAAAUAAUUAAAUAUAUCAUGUGCUUUUGCUGUGUUGCCUAGAAAUGAGUCCAAUCAUAUACAUAGCUGCAGCUUCACAUCUCAAAAUAAUGAAGUAAUUCUUAGCUCAUUGUUCUUGCAGCUAAUCAACACUAGUCAAUUCAAUAAAUCAUUUAAAUCAAUACUCAAUUUCAAUCAAUUGCCUUUCAUCUUGCAUUAGACCAGAGUCCUCAUACAGGUUACUUCUGAAAAGUAAGAGUUUUACUCUCUCCAUGCAUUUUCACUUGUUACGCAUUCCAAGCUGCAGUGUAGCUUGCACAUCAGCUUAACAUGAAAACUGGAGAGGAGAAAACAGAGGUUUGCAUGAAUUGUUGUUCCUGCAGAGUCUCAUGCUGAUUUAUUCACUUCAAAAUGAAAAAAUAUCAUUUUAUUUGUUUUUUGACUGAUUAGACUGUGAAUGGAUAUUGUUGUUUUUGUGUGGCCUUCUCAUGAAAAUAAAGACUCAAAAAGAAAAUGGGUUAGAACUGUGUUCUUUCCAAAGCUAUGGGUACACAUGAGGUUCUCUGCACUGAAGAGCAAGUAAUGCUGCAAACAACUUCAACACCCCACACAACAACCACGGAACGAAUAAGGUUAUUACGACAGUACCUACAGUGUACAAGCAACAUCUCACAGCCAUGAACUGCAUGUUUCAGCAUGAUGAGCUUUUCAUGAACUGAUAACAUUACAGAGCAACAGCAUUUUCAACCCAACUUGUAAGUCAGUUUGUGCUAAAAGUUUGUGGUGCAUCAAGCUACUUGAGAAAUAAGACCAGCUUGUUUGCUAAAUGAAUUGACUUGACU